This is a messenger RNA of Xiphophorus maculatus (southern platyfish), 1310 nucleotides long. RefSeq lists its product as uncharacterized. The record is from RefSeq and is a predicted model, not a curated record. NCBI's taxonomy places the organism in Eukaryota, Metazoa, Chordata, Actinopteri, Cyprinodontiformes, Poeciliidae. The coding region runs from base 94 to 1053 and encodes 319 amino acids. The transcript is spliced from 3 exons.
CUGUUAGAUGACUGCAUUGAUUUCACCUGCAACAGGUUAAACCUUUUAUUUUUAGUUCCAGAUGAUCCAUCAACCAUAAGUGAUCCAUCAACCAUGAGUGAUCCAUCAACCAUGAGGAACCCAACAACUGAUCUACUCCAAGAACUGUUGACUUCUCUAGAGGAGCUGAAAAAAUAUGUAAUUCUGGCAUCUAUAUUGAAACGUAUUCACAUUGUUGAAAGCACAACAGGCUCAGAUGAGUGGAAGAGGCUGAUGAAGCUUGCAGAAGAAAACUGCACCAAUCAAACCGUCCUCAAGUGGCUCAAAGAAAAACCUUCCACCUUCUACCAGCUGGUGGACAUGUUUAAUUUCUUUAAAAAACACAUAGAUGAGGAGCAGAAGAAGAACCAUAGCGACACUGUGGACAUCACCUUCGUGGCUCAUGGAGCAAUCGGAGACUUUAUGAUCCCAGCCAGCUGUCUGCUGCCUCUGGCCUCCAUCAGAGACUUGGUUCUGUAUAGUCCCUGGAACUGUGUCUCUGGAGGUGUAGUAUUAACAUAUGCUAUGGCUACAGGAAAACUGAAGCCUCAGCAUAGACUCUUCUACACCAAGAAGGUUGGCUGCAUGUUUCCUGAUAAAAUGCACCAAUCCGUGAAACUACCGGACCGCUGGAACUCAAUGAGACAGGCUGGAGACCAGAUGAUCCCAAACAUCACAGUUAGUCCUCUACGACCAGACGAUGGUGUUUGGAAAAGCUUUGAGUCUCUCACCAAAAAAUACGGUCCUAUUGGGAGAAACCGGAUCGUCAUUCCCUUCAUCCUUCCAGGAGAAGAAUCAGAGAGCGUCCCGUUCUCUGUGGUCACCUUGGCUCUGUCUCUGGUUCUGCGCCAGUCCAGGUUCAAAGCCACCGUCCACCUGGAUACCUGCCUGGCAGACAAAUCUAUUGGACAGAAGCUGGACAGGGAAUAUCUGGAGAAGCAGUACGCCUGUGCUCCUGAUGAGACUGUAAUGAUAUGUUCUAAUGACAUCUUAAGCUUCUCAGUCAUAGAUUAUUUUAAGAGUUUCUUCAGUUAGACAUGUUUGUGUUGAUCCAACUGAUGUUCUGAAAAGAACAGAAGAUUAUUAAUAACCUACUUUCAUGUUUGCUCAGACGUCUGACAACUGAAAGCACCAAGAAUCAGGAACUGCUCAGGAACAUGAAGACUCUGAGACUGAACAGAAAAAUCUAUGAUCAGCAGAAUCACACAUUUACUGUUUGCUUUUUUGAUUCAUAAUUUAAGAUUUUAUUAAGAUUUUAUUUUUCACAGAACAUGAAUCCAGUUUCACUCCAG